AAAAAUGAAAGCUAAAGAAGGUUUGUUGUGUUGUUGGUGAAUUUUGCGGCGACGAGCAGAGCGUGGCAAGAAUACCAAAAAGCGAGUGAAGUUGAAAUUGGAAUCGAAAUUUGACCCAAUUCUCCCGAAUUCAUCCCCACAGUUCACCAUCGGCGAGUGAGUUUCAAACCCUAAUUCCCCAAUUGAAGAACCACUCGCGCAAUUCCUCCACUCGCUGCUUGUUGUGUAUGCGCGCCUCUACACUUUCUUCCCUUCCCGGAUUCUCAUGAAAAACAUUCUUCUUCAGGUUCUCUCUCUCCACUUCUCACCCCAAUCUCUUCUUGUCACUUUUAUUCGAUUCUAUUGCUGUUUUGAUAGUGUUUUCUCUUGGGAUUUUCCAUUUUACAUGCUUAUUUCGUUGCUUUGACAGUGUCGAUGGAGAAUUGUUUCUCUAUCUGUAGUGUACUUGAUUAGAUUUGGGAAAUCUGCAAUUCUACUCUUGCUUCUUCUCCCCCUCCUCCUGAUUUUAGUUAAUUCGAUAUGGGUUUUUCUUUGUCCCCCUUUUUCUGUAUGUUUGGUCUCUCAAUCAGUGUUGAGAGGUUGGGUCGUUAUAAUACUCUUGACUUCUUGAAUUGGGAUUCUGUCGAUAAUCACUUCUAGAGUUUUGUUUCUUAUUUGGUACGAUGUCUCUGGUGCUUGUAGUCGGUGUGAAAGUUGACGCUUUAGUUGUGUAAAGUGGGAACCUUUUAACUCAUUAAAGGUUAAAAGAGAAACGAGUUCUGUAUUCUCUAGCACUUCUUUUACUUUCCUUUCGUCAAAGGAUUUCUGAAACAGAAAAUUGCAGUUUUUAAUAUCAGCCGUGGUGUAGAUUAUGUGCAAUGCAACUUAUAUAUGUAGCUGAAUAUUUUAAAAUAUUUGAUGCCUCGUAUUUGUAAGCGAUUGAGUUGAGUUACUUGAAAAGUUUCCAUCGCGUUUGUUUACUGGGCCAGCUGUUUUUUUGAUGUCUUCGAUCAUGUGAAUGUUGGCAUUUAAUUAUUGUCCAUGAUUUUAAAAAUGCAAGCUUUAACAAACAUAUAUUGGUAAUCUUCGUAGUAAUGGAUUUGAAAGUUUAUUGGAUAAUGCCUUGAGGUUUAUGUCAGGUGAAGUGAGAGUGCGAUCCCUCUAUCAUUUCAGGCUUAUGAAAAUGACCAGCGGGGAAAUUCAGUCAAAGCAAAAGAUUGUAAAUUAUGCGAUGAUGAAAAGGAAUGAAUUAUGUGGCAGCAUCUAGGUCGAAAUGUGAAGACUCUACUUUUUUCUGCUGAAAAAUGGUUGACGUUGUGGCUGAAAUGCAAGAUAGGGAUGGUGGAAUUGUUAGGUUACCUAAGAAGGACAUCUUGUUUGAAGGGGAUAUAGAUUUUGAGCCACACAGUGGAAUUGAAUUUGAAUCCCAUGAAGCCGCAUACACAUUUUAUCAAGAAUAUGCCAAAUCAAUGGGAUUCACCACAUCAAUUAAGAAUAGUCGACGUUCAAAGAAAUCAAAAGAAUUUAUUGAUGCAAAAUUUGCAUGUUCCAGAUAUGGAGUCACUCCUGAAUCUGAGAGUGGAAAUAGCCGAAGGCCGAGUGUGAAAAAGACUGACUGUAAAGCCAGCAUGCAUGUGAAGAGAAGGCAAGAUGGAAGAUGGAUUAUUCAUGAAUUCAUAAAAGAUCACAAUCACGAGCUUUUACCUGCUCUUGCAUACCAUUUUCGUAUCCAUAGGAAUGUAAAACUGGCUGAGAAGAAUAACAUAGACAUUUUGCAUGCUGUCAGUGAAAGAACACGGAGGAUGUAUGUUGAGAUGUCGAAAAAAUGCGGUGGGUACAGAAAUUUCAGUUUCCCACAGAUUGACACGACUUAUCAGUUUGAAAAAGGCCGGUAUUUAGCUCUUGAUGAGGGGGAUGCCCAAAUAUUGCUCGAAUACUUUAAACGUAUCCAAAAGGAGAAUCCCUACUUUUUCUAUGCUAUAGACUUAAAUGAAGAGCAGCGUCUGAGAAACUUGUUUUGGGUUGAUGCCAAAAGUAGAAACGACUAUGUUAGUUUCACUGAUGUUGUUUCUUUUGAUAUCUCAUACAUUAAAACCAAUGAUAAGCUUCCCUUUGCUCCUUUCAUUGGGGCGAACCAUCAUGCGCAGUCAAUGGUGCUUGGUUGUGCACUGGCUGCAGAUUGGACUAAACCAACAUUUACCUGGUUGAUGAAGACAUGGCUCGGAGCAAUGGGCGGGAAAGCUCCAAAAGUUAUUAUUACUGAUCAAGACAAAGCCUUGAAAUUAGCAAUUGAAGAAGUGUUCCCAAAUACCCGCCAUUGCUUUGCUCUUUGGCAUAUAUUGGAAAAGAUACCUGAAACUCUUGCUCAUGUAAUCAAACGACACGAAAACUUCUUGACAAAAUUUAAUAAAUGCAUUUUUAAGUCAUGGUCUGAUGAGCAGUUUGAUAUGAGAUGGUGGAAAAUGGUUACUAGAUUUGAACUUCAAGAUAAUGAAUGGAUUCAAUCAUUGUAUGAUGAUCGUAAAAAAUGGGUACCAACUUAUAUGGAGGACAUCUUCUUGGCUGGAAUGUCAACUGCUCAGCGUUCUGAUAGUAUGAAUGCUUUCUUUGACAAGUACAUUCACAAGAAAAUUACGCUGAAAGAGUUUUUGAGACAGUAUGGAAUCAUUUUGCAAAAUAGGUAUGAAGAGGAAGCAAUAGCAGAUUUUGAUACAUUGCAUAAACAGCCAGCCUUAAAAUCUCCUUCUCCCUGGGAGAAACAAAUGUCUACAAUUUACACACACACAAUAUUUAAGAAAUUCCAAAUUGAAGUUUUGGGUGUAGUUGGCUGUCGUAUGAGAAAUGAAAUUGAAGAUGGUACCAUUACUACAUUCAGAGUUCAGGACUGUGAGAAAGAUGAACAUUUUUUAGUAAGGUGGCAUAAAUUGAACUCUGAAGUUUCUUGUUUCUGCCGUUUGUUUGAAUAUAAAGGUUUUCUUUGUAGACACGCAUUGAUUGUGUUGCAAAUGCUUGAUUUUCGGAGCAUCCCAUCUCAAUAUAUUUUAAAGAGGUGGACAAAAGAUGCAAAGAGUAGGCAACCAAUUACUGAAGGAACAGAAUUUAGACAGAACAGAGUACAACGUUACAAUGAUUUAUGUAAGAAGGCAAUUGAAUUGAGUGAAGAAGGAUCACAUUCUGAGGAGUGUUAUAAUAUUGCCAUCCGUACAUUAGUAGAAGCUCUAAAGAACUGUGUUAAUAUUAACAACUCAAAGAGCGCUCCAGCAGAAUCUAGCGUUCAUGCCCAUGGUCUACGUGAGGAAGAGGAGAAUCAAGGAAGCAUAACUGCUAAAGCAAACAAGAAGAAGAGUACAAACAGAAAACGAAAGGUACAAACAGAAACAGAUAUGAUACUUGUUGAAGCACAAGACAACUUGCAGCAGAUGGAUGGUUUAACCUCAGAUAGUAUGACCCUGAGCGGAUAUUAUGGAACACAACAGAAUGUUCAAGGCUUGGUGCAGUUGAACUUGAUGGAGCCUCCCCAUGAUGCGACGUAUUAUGUCAGUCAACAAAGCAUUCAAGGGCUGGGCCAGUUAAAUACAAUUGCAGCCAAUCAUGAUGGAUUUUUCGGGGUGCAGCAUAAUAGCAUUCAUACACUGGUAUUUGACAUUAUUCCUAUGGAUAUGCUUGGUGGACUAUCGGCCAGCGACAAGUUAUAGUUAUAGUUUACAGGAGGAGCAGCAUUUGAGAUCUGCCCAGCUUCAUGGCAGUACUUCAAGACAUACUUGAUGAAGAAACAGACAGCUUUCCAUGGUUAGUUGAGUUGUACAAAGUAUAUAGUGGCUGUACUUUUUUCGUACAACGUAAUAUCAUACCUGAGCUUCUUUCCCUUUUUUAGAUCAGAGAUAGAAAAAGAAGUUAUGCAUAUUUAUAAGUUAGCUACUUUGUUAUUUAGGCUGUCCAAGAAACAGUUCCCAUGAAAGAGGAAGGGGAAACAAUUUAGGCUGUAUAGUUGUAGCAGAAAUCUGUUGUAACUUGUAAGAAAGGAAAAUUCUGCUCUUGUAUAUGAUUACAAUUGCUUGUUAAAGCAAUAUUGAUACUAGUCUCACAAAAGUGAUUUUGUUUUGAAA
Benincasa hispida (wax gourd) is the source of this 4085-nucleotide messenger RNA. It is a transcript of the gene FAR1, whose product is annotated as FRS (FAR1 Related Sequences) transcription factor family. Gene Ontology annotation, biological process: regulation of DNA-templated transcription. Gene Ontology annotation, molecular function: zinc ion binding. The record is from RefSeq and is a predicted model, not a curated record. Lineage: Eukaryota; Viridiplantae; Streptophyta; Magnoliopsida; Cucurbitales; Cucurbitaceae.